AUGUUUGACUGGGAGGUCACUGAGCGCCAUGCGGCGUUCUCUAGUUGCUUCUUCCUCGUCGACAAGGCCAGCGGCGUCAACCUGCGCCUCGCGUUCGAUGCGCGGGUGGCCAACUUGUCCUUCGCGGCCCUUCCUUUUACGAGGUUGCCGACGCUGUCGGCGUGGAGUGCGCUCGAGGUCAGCCGUGAUGAUUUCGUGGCCCAGGGUGACAUCCAGUGCGCAUUCUACCACACGAUGUUCCCACCGCAUCUUAUCGCUCUUUUUGCUGCCCGUGGUCGUGGGUUUUUGCGUUUCUGGUAUUCCACCUUCGCCGCAGACGUGAUCGACGCGGGCAUUGGCGCGAACUCUCCACUGGUCGACGGGGCCGAGGUGCCGCCGCUUCGCGAGGACACCGACGUCGUCGCCGCGGGCUGCGUGGACAGCUUCGCCACCGUGUUCUUGGACCCUGGCGUGGCCGCCGCCUCGUGCCAGGCCGUGCGCGCCGUGCUGGCGGCGAGGGGGCACGCCGCCGGUGAAUUCGCGCCCGCUGCCCAGCGGGUCGCGUUCACGGGCCUGGGCGUCCUCGGCGACCUGGGCGUCAUCAGGUGCAAGGGCGAGCGGCUGUGCUGGCUGCGCCAGGCUCUGCUCGGACUGCCCAGGCGGGGUUUCGCUUCGCCGCCGGCGCUACCAGCGGGGCUGGGCCGCUGCGCCUGGGGGGCAGGAUCGCGAGCGGGCCCGCGCUGUCGAUCGGUCCAUGCCGUGUGCCGCUUCAUGGGCUCGCGCAAGAAGAGAGCCGCCCGGUGGUGGGUGUCCGUGGUCGCCGAUCUCAGGGCGGCCGCCGCCCUCGCCCCGCUCUGGCAGUCCAACGUCAAGGCAGAGUGGGCCGCCACCGCCUCCUGCAGUGAUUCGUCGCCCUACGGCAUCGGGGUCUACGGCAAGGCGCGCGGCCGAGAGACGGCGGUGUCCGCGGGCCGCCUUCCCGAGGGUCGGCCCCUCGUCAUCAGCAUCACCAUCGCCUUGCACGACGAUCUCCGUGGCUCAGCGGCCUGGUCUGCUUCGACGGCGAUUCCGGCGGCGGGCCGAUCGACGGCCGCGGACAGCGACUUCGACGAGGUCCCCGAGGCGAUCGCGGCGGUCGACGGCUGGACUACGAUCCAUCCUUCUCGGCGUUCGAGGCUCGGGUACGACGUCGUGCGAUCCGAGGCGGAG
Prorocentrum cordatum is the source of this 1188-nucleotide messenger RNA. The record is from the annotation of a GenBank genome assembly. Lineage: Eukaryota; Dinophyceae; Prorocentrales; Prorocentraceae.